Molecule: messenger RNA, 2271 nt
Organism: Fimicolochytrium jonesii
Lineage: Eukaryota; Fungi; Chytridiomycota; Chytridiomycetes; Spizellomycetales; Powellomycetaceae
Exons: 13
Coding region: 499-2100 (533 amino acids)
Source: RefSeq, a predicted model, not a curated record
GAAUUGACGGCAUUGGCCUAUGAUUACGGAAAACCGACAGCGCGAUUUAUCUCGUAAGCAAUUCUCCGGUACUCCUUUCUCGGGCUUGGUGACGCUGAUGACUAAACUUGACAAUUGAAUGCCGAUCGUGGUAUUACAACUUCAUACUCUUCCCCGUCAAACUCUGGGCCACUAGUCGCAUUCCUGGUGCUACCAGACGAGUGAUCAUGCAGUCCGGUCAACAAUCAACCCGUCAGAUCAGGGUCUAGCAUCUACCUACUGUUACCUACUAGUACCGACGUACCAGCGUAGGCGGUUUAGCUGGCUGCCCGACCAAAGACAUUGCCGUGGUCCGACGUUUUUCAAACCUUAUUUGCAAAUAAUACGCCCUUCCUGUGGAAAACUUGCCCUAAAACCCACCGCUCCACUUCCGCGUCUCAGUUUCCUUCUAUUAAUCGACUUGUUUCUGCGAAACUGGCCGAACACGAGUAGAAAGAGAACGAAUUGAAGCCGAGAGAUAUGGAGAGCUCCAGCAAAGUCAGCCUGAAAGAAGGCCCUAAUAUUGGCGAACUCGCGCAGGAAUCAAGUCAUAGAAACAAGGGAACUUGGGUACCGGCCAUACCUUUGACGCUAUUGGCGCCUGUGUUGAUUGGUCUUGCUUUGUUGGGCGUAUUGCUUCCGAAUACUAUCAUCUUGACCAAUGCAAGUAACGAAACUGCAGCCCUUGUUACCGAGAAGUAUUUUACAUCUGUUAUUUCAGAUGUCACCUUUCGGUGCAAAGCGCCUAUCAGCGCCCUUUUGCCAAUCGUCCAGAUCGCGACUACCAUACCUGACCUUGCGGACAUGUUUGCAGCACCAACAUGGCGCGCUUUCCAGACUGCGCGCGGCGCUCCCGAACAACUCGCCAUCUUAAGGGAGAAGAACGGCAUCGAUGUCCUGGUAUGCUCAGGGGCUCGCUACAGAUCCGGAUGCAAUAAUGCAAAUACCCCGAUUUUGAACGACACAUGCGUUAUCCGAGGCAUGAUGCAAUCUAUCGAACACCCAGCGACCCACAAGGGUGCCAUUGCAGUAGUGGACGACGAUCCUCCGAUAUCCAAUUUCGCCAUGCGCGGAUACACAUUGGAUCCAACCACUCGGAAAGUGAUGAACCCCGCAGAAAAUGACACGUUCCCAUUCACCGACUAUUCGCCUGUUAUGAUCAUGAUGUUGAACAAAUCUAUUGUAGUCCCGCAACCGUUUUUCUUCAUCAACAAAGUCACUGGACUUGGGUUGAAAACGGCAUACACGAUUCUCGUUCGGAUGGAUUCUGUCACCGGCCUUCCGUCCUACGGGUGCGGUGCUGGAGUCAAUGUGGAUAACUCCUGGAUCACGAUGCUUCAAAAAAUCAAGCCCAUGGAACAAAGCAUCGUAGCACUGUUGGAGCUUCAGGACCUCUUCCGUGCCACCAAUUUCUCAGUACUGUCCAGUAGCGAAAUGAUUACGGCGGGUGUCACUUUUGAUGCCAGUGGAAAUCCCAAGUACGGCACGGCCGCUGUGGAUGAAAGGACGGCCAAGCUUCGGCUUGAAGUCAUGCAAAAGUUUCCCACCAUUGCAGCUGCUACGGCAGCUGCCGCGCAGCAAGCGAGCUUCGAGAUUGACCUCGACAAUAAAAGAUUUAUAACUACGCUGGGAAUGGCUCAACUGGCAUUUAACUACAAAGUGCUUGUAGUCGUUACGCUACCCAGAGACGAGAUUUAUGGCAAGAUCGACGCUGCACGCACUAAAAGCAGCACUACUUCUAUCGGCAUCAGUAUUGGAGUGACUUUGGCGAUUGCCGGGAUCUUUGUGGUAGCCGUACUUCCGCUGUUCUCGCUGGCUAAGCAGAUGGAAGGCUUGACAAAGCUGGACUUUGGAACUCUCGAAUCGUCUGGAGCUCUGGACGCUCGCUCAUGGGUGUGGGAGUUACGCAAAGUCCAGAUUGUUUUUGGAACCAUGGUGAAAGCAUUUGCCGGGGCCAUCAAGAAAAACAAAGCAAUGAUGGGCAAACAAAGCGGCACGAGCGGAACCACAUCAAAGCACGGUCAAGGUAACGCAAGCGAUCAAAAGAAAGCUCCCCCGCUGCGUACAGCCGAUAACGUGUAGGGCUGAGGACAUAAAGAGCGGAAGAGGGCGAAAGCUGUCUAAACCCUCCCCUCCCCAUUACAAAAGCAAAAGCACACAUAGAUCUUCUGUUCCCAGUGAUUUUACAUCCCUACCUGAUGCUCGCAAAUAACAGAAAUGAACCCCCAGACGCUUCCGGAGUACCUGGAGCAG